AUGGACGCAACGAAAACCCUUCCAGCCUCAUGGUACUGUUCUCAAAACCUGUAUCAACUCGAACAACGCGCAGUCUUUUUCAAGGCAUGGUACCUCGUCGGUGCAGUCCCCAGAUUCGCCGUGGACAGAGAAGUCGAGUAUGAAUUUGCCGGUGUCACUGUCGUGGUGAGGCAUGAUGGCAAUGAGAACUUUGAAGUGACCAGAAAAUCUGAUGGCCUCCUCCUCCCUUAUCAUCUGACUCCAACAGGCCUAUUAUUUUCCGCCAUUUCCCCGUCCGCUCCUCCCUUUGAACAAUGGUUCCCUCCCUCCCUUGUACGACUACUUUCUCACUACAACUUCCGCCGCCUCCCCCACCGCCGCUCCAUAAAAUAUCCAGGCCGCUUCAACUGGAAAACCAUGGUCGACGGGUACCAGGAGUGUCUGCACUGCCAGUACACCCAUCGCAGCUUCUCAGUCAGAUACCCACCGACUUUUUACGAAGUGCAUAACCACGACACAUACAGCCGGCAUAUCUCCGACCCAGCGAAACCGAACGAUGGCCUCUUUUUGUACUUCUUUCCGGUCUGCACGCUCAACUUGUAUGGUGGGGGCAUGAGUAGUUUUCGAGUGUGCCCAGGGGAGAAAGUUGGAGAGACACGCAUGGAAUUUGAUUACUACUUUGACGACGGCCAUGGUGGGACCGAGGAAUUUGAAGAGUACUUUAGAUUCGUGAGGAAGGUGGCGAUGGAGGAUUUUGAGCUGUGUGAGGUUGCACAAGAGAAUUUGGAACGGGGCGUGUAUUCACAGGGUGUAUUAAAUCUGGUCAAGGAGAGUGGUGUUUUGCACUACCAGCAAUUGACGAGGAAGAUGGUCGUUGAGAAGUUCAAGGAGGAAGAAGCAGAGAAGAAUGCCUUGACGCCGGCGAGCAGUAGGGCAAGUGGGGUUGGAUCCUCAUAUCAGGAGGAUGUUUCGGUCUCGGCUUGA
Molecule: messenger RNA, 963 nt
Organism: Rhinocladiella mackenziei CBS 650.93
Lineage: Eukaryota; Fungi; Ascomycota; Eurotiomycetes; Chaetothyriales; Herpotrichiellaceae
Exons: 3
Coding region: 1-963 (320 amino acids)
Molecular function (GO): 2 iron, 2 sulfur cluster binding; iron ion binding
Source: RefSeq, a predicted model, not a curated record